GUGUGGAUGAGAAUGUCUGCAGUUGAGGCAUAUAGUCUUUAUUGGUUUAAAGAUAAAUACAAUCAAAUUUAAAUGGCUUAUGUUUCCAAUUUGGAAUCGAUAUGGAUGGGGAGUGUUGUCUAUAGCAGGAGCUUAUUUUGUACAGUUCCACAACUGAAGAAUUCUUGGUGUAGGGUUUUGGGUUCCUCUGAAAUUGAGGUUUCAAGGAGAAGAGUGUUGGAGCAAGUGGAUAAGGAGCUAGAGAAUGGAAAUGAGAGGGAAGCACUGUCUCUUGUAAAGGGUCUGCUAUCCAAACCUGGUGGUCUGCGUUGUUUUGGUGCAGCUCGGCAGGUACCUCAAAGGUUGUACACUUUGGAGGAAUUGAAGUUGAAUGGAAUAGAAACCAAGUCUUUUCUAUCUCCAGUGGAUACUACUCUUGGCUCUGUUGAAAGGAAUCUGCAGCUUGCGGUAAUUGUUGGAGCGAUUUCUGCUUGGAAUGCAUUUGGAUUCAACCCACAACAAGUCCUCUUCAUUUCUCUGGGUUUGUUGUUUUUAUGGACAUGGGAUUCUGUGGCUUUCAAUGGUGGAGUUGGCAACUUGGUCCUCGACACAGUUGGUCACACCUUCAGUCAGAAGUACCAUAAUAGAGUCAUUCAACAUGAAGCUGGGCACUUCCUGAUUGCCUACUUGCUUGGUAUUCUUCCAAAGGGUUAUACACUGUCAAGUUUGGAAGCUUUCAAGAAGGAAGGAUCUCUCAAUGUUCAAGCAGGGACAACUUUUGUGGAUUUCGAGUUCCUUGAAGAAGUUAAUGCAGGAAAAGUAUCAGCUAUGACCCUGAACAAGUUCUUAUGUAUAGCACUAGCCGGUGUGGCAACUGAGUACCUUUUAUAUGGAUUUGCUGAAGGAGGGCUUGGUGACAUUAAUCAGUUGGACAUAUUACUCAAAAGCUUGGGCUUCACACAGAAGAAAACAGAUUCUCAAGUCAGAUGGUCUGUACUGAACACUAUCUUAAUUUUGCGUCGCCAUGAAAUGGCCCGAGCAAGACUUGCAGAAGCCAUGUCCACUGGAAAAUCCAUAGGAUCUUGCAUUGACAUCAUAGAGGACAGUAUAAAUUAUGCAGAUAUAUAGUUGCAACUGGGUUAGUGUUGCUUGGUUCCCGGUAUUCAAUUUUUGUAUGAAUUUCUUCCAAAACUCUGUGCUCAUCUUGAAAUUACAUCAGCUCAGAUUUCACGUAAGAGAUUCAAUUUCUGUCUUACAUACAUUCAGUGCUGGGAAAAAUUGUAAAUCAGGGACAGGGAAAAGGGAAAAAAGUUCGUCCAUCGAGGAAUUGUUUCGUUUCUUGCCUGUACCCUAAAAUUGCCUGUUUGAUUGAAAUUUGGUUGUCAAGCACACAAUCACCAAAUUUUUUUAUUCCCAGUGCACUUAAAGUUAAAAUCUAACAACUAUCAGGCAAAAAGACAUUCUUCCAUAGAAAGCUUUGAACUUUCUGUCUACUUGAACUUGGGUUUCUCUGGAAUCCAAGAGAGAAUGGAAGUGCCUUGGAUUAUCAUAUGUCAUGGCCUGUUGACACUCCUGGUUGCGAUUUCCAUGCUUUGCGGUCAUUGACCUAUGUUCCUGGGCAUUCCCAUCGAGCAUAUCAACUACUUCAUCACUUAUGGUGCCUACGAUUACUUCCUUGCUGUACUCCCUCAAUUUUACUUUUUAUUUACUUAUUGUGUGUGUAUUUUCGACUUGGUGAUUUUUUGUACUGAUUGGUUUG
This is a messenger RNA of Tripterygium wilfordii, 1738 nucleotides long. RefSeq lists its product as uncharacterized. The coding region runs from base 73 to 1107 and encodes 344 amino acids. Gene Ontology annotation, molecular function: ATP binding; ATP-dependent peptidase activity; metalloendopeptidase activity. Lineage: Eukaryota; Viridiplantae; Streptophyta; Magnoliopsida; Celastrales; Celastraceae. Gene Ontology annotation, biological process: proteolysis. The record is from RefSeq and is a predicted model, not a curated record. The transcript has 7 exons.